CAGCCAGUCUGAAAUAUGAACACGUUUCUGAAGAUUUUCCUAUUCAACAGACUCCAGAAGAAAUACUGGGGACGUGAACUGGAAGACAAUGUACCCCGUGCUUCCUUCAGUGAACUUUUUCAAAGUGACUCAUCUCUGCUAGCAUUUCUGGAAGACUUGGAGACAUUGGGAGUGGUGUUGGUGUCAGAUGUACCGACAGAAGUGGAUCAAAUUCAUCUCCUCAGCAAUCACAUCGGACAUAUGAAAAAAACACACUACGGUUUGAUGUGGUUGCUGCCCGAUCCCAAUAAUCUUGCGUACACUGGUGACAGCCUCGACUUGCAUACAGAUCUGCCUUAUCUGCAGGACAAACCUGGAAUACAACUUUUACACUGCAUUAAGCAAUUCACUAGUGAGGGUGGUGAUACCCAACUGGCGGACGGGUUUUCUGCAGCUCUGAAACUUCAAGAGAUGAACCCGAAAUAUUAUGAAAUACUUACACAAACUAUGGUAGACUUCGUGGACUUCGGGAUCGAGGAUGGGAGGAAGUUUUACGCAUCCUGGAGAGCAUUGAGAUUAGCAUUGUUCCCAUUGCCUGUAAUUCAUUGUAACAUGCUUCGUUGCAGACUGGAUGCCGAAGGUACUGUCAAAAACAUAAACUGGAAUCAGAUGACGCGCGAUUCUUGUUUCGGCGUUUCCUCAGAAGCAGCAACAUUGUGGUAUGAAGCUACUCUCACCUUCAGGGACAUCAUUCAGGAUGAAAACAAUCUUAUUACCCGAAAACUACAACCCGGGGAUUUGCUUGUCUUUGACAACCUACGCGUAUUGCAUGGUCGGACAGGAUAUAACGCUAUGCAGGGUGAGCGCCGCCUUCAAGGGUGCUACUGGGAAUGGGAUACAGUCAGCUCCUUCCGUCGAGUGCUUCGUAGAGAGAUGACAGCUUAAAUUUUGGUUUCAAAAUCAUUAUUGACAAGGCUAAAUCUGCCCGCAGAGAGGACAGUUUCUAUGUUCAGUGGUCACCACAAAAUUUCUGUAUGUGUACCCAUCCUAAUCUAACCUAACCGGGACGAGUCUGACGUAUAUUUCCAGUCUGAAAGAAUAAUUGCCAGUCACUUUUCAACACAUCAGACUGUUUAAAGGCUAGAUUAUGUUAAAUUAUGACAAGUUGUUUAGAUUCAGGGAUAUGAAAGGCGAAUCUUAAAACUUGUUUGAAAUCAUUAUAAUGUUAAUGGUAGGUAUAGAUCCUGUUAACCAUAACAAACGAAAAAAGACAAGGUGUAACCGAAUGAUGACGAACGUCAGCCACAUUCUUUUAACAUUUUGAUUAUAGUCUCCAAAUAUGUUACUCAGCUAUCAUGUAGCAUAUGAAUAUUUACAAUACACAAUAAUUGGCGUUCACAAAACUUUUAUAGCAUAUAAUCAUGAAAUAUAACUUCAUACUAGAUAGACUGUGUUGAGUGAUUAAAAAUAUCAUAGUUUAUAAUACAACGUGGCUUGGGCAACAUCUGCCACACAUAUUCUUUUCGAGAUAUUAUUAUUAUUAUUAUUAUUAUUAUUAUUAUUAUUAUUAUUAUUAUUAUUAUUAUUAUUAUUAUUAUUAUUAUUAUUAUUAUUAUUAUUAUUAUUAUUAUUAUUAUUAUUAUUAUUAUUAUUAUCUUUUUUUUCGCAAGUAUUAGACUACGAAACUUAUCUAAUCUUUACUAUUAGGUGAUAACAACGACCCACAGUAUCGUUAUUAUCGUGUUAGGAGCAUUUAUUACAAAGUGUUAGCGCUAUUAGUAGCGAUAGCUAUAUUGCAUAACCCCUUCUUAUAAACAGGUCAUAAAUCACUCAGUUCACAGUUGGAGUCGCCUUAUGAGUUUUUUUGUAUGACUCACAAGUAUGAGGGGCAUUGUGAAGUUAUGAGUAGCUUUUAAAGAAGAGCUUUCAUAAAGUUUUCUCCAAAACAGCUCAGGGAUCAUAUUAAUAAAAAAAGUAUUUAUCUCAGACUUAUGCCCAUCUCUUAAAAAUUUCAAAUCCUUGUCUGAAACGAACUUUAAGUCUAAGUGUGAAAUGGCAAAAAAGCAAAGUAUGAAAUGGUAAAAAGCAAAGUAGUGAAAUAUUUCUCAAUUUCGAGUAAAUAGUGCAACGCUUUUUAUAUUUUUAAUGAAUUAACAAAUACAAUAACUUUUUUAUAGAUUUUGUAAGGAUACGAACAUAUGAAUUUGUAAAUAGGUAUAGUAUGAGUAAAAUUAAUCGCGCUCAAGGUGCGUGUAUUUUUUGUCAGUGUUUAAUUUCUUGAACCAGCGCUGUUCCAUUGCUCCCACACAACGGUGCUUCCUUUCUUAUUCUUUUUAUUCAGUAUAAAGGAAAUGAUUCCCUAGUCGAAAAUGCUAAUACAGUAUCAUGAAAGAGGUACCCUGAAGGGUGCAUAAAAGCUGCAUGAGGCUCUGUUACUCAGAAGGCAAAUGAGACGCCCCCAAAACAACACAAGGUAACUCAUUGUUACAGAGAUGCAUUUUAUCUUCGCUAAAUAACACUAUUUAUUACUUUAAUUAUCAGCGUCAGUGCAUCAUUCCUUCCUGUACAGCUCUUUAAAGACAUCUCCCGUCAAGUCUAUCACGAAUAACACUUCCGCAGGUGUAGUCUCUUAUAUCCAACAGUGUAGAAUUAAUCAAGUCAUCUAAAACAUGCAGACGGGGCUGAUGAAUCUUUAGUAGAUGGGCUUGGGCUCCUUAGCGGACGGCCAUCUUUGUUUGAUUGAAUUGGCAUCUCAAAUCUAAGACCAACUUUAAGCACAACUUUAAGAAUAAAAGUUGAUCUGAGACAAGAAUCAAUACUUGAGAAUACCUUCUGAUAUGGUCCGAGGGCCGGUAUGUAGAAAAAUUCAAACAUCUCAUCUCCUCUUGGUUAAAGCCAUUCGUAACUUGAAAGUCCUUCUCAUAGUUGGAAGCUAAAUUUGUGAGUCAUACAGAGAAACUCACAAGGUGAAUCCUAAUUGUGAACUCAGUGAUUUAUGAGCUACUCUUAGGAAGGCGCUACACGGUGUUUUUCCACUACUAAAUGCGUUAACCUUAGGAUAAAAAAAAAAAAAACUCCAGUCACUUAAAGGAUCAUGUUUUGGGGUUACGAUGUUUUAUCUGUUUCACUUGUUAGAUGACUAUAAUUUUAAUUAGUUUUCUUAAUGGUGAAAGAGUUAAGGUAUUUUAAUAUGCUUUUGUUUUGCUAUAUUGUUUACAGUACAGAUUACAGUUAAAGAACUCGCAAGGCAUUAUUGAAUUUGUGCUGGACCAAUGUUCAUUUUGUGCCUUUUAUAAAGAUUAUUGUACAUUUUUUGUUGUCAAUAAAAUACUAUUACUACUAUCA
Portunus trituberculatus (swimming crab) is the source of this 3324-nucleotide messenger RNA. Its product is annotated as gamma-butyrobetaine dioxygenase-like. NCBI's taxonomy places the organism in Eukaryota, Metazoa, Arthropoda, Malacostraca, Decapoda, Portunidae. Bases 16 to 924 code for a protein of 302 amino acids. Gene Ontology annotation, cellular component: mitochondrion. Gene Ontology annotation, molecular function: oxidoreductase activity. Gene Ontology annotation, biological process: carnitine biosynthetic process. The transcript is spliced from 5 exons. The record is from RefSeq and is a predicted model, not a curated record.